This is a messenger RNA of Penicillium atrosanguineum, 1458 nucleotides long. Its product is annotated as cytochrome P450. The coding region runs from base 1 to 1458 and encodes 485 amino acids. The record is from RefSeq and is a predicted model, not a curated record. Gene Ontology annotation, molecular function: heme binding; oxidoreductase activity, acting on paired donors, with incorporation or reduction of molecular oxygen; iron ion binding. Lineage: Eukaryota; Fungi; Ascomycota; Eurotiomycetes; Eurotiales; Aspergillaceae. The transcript is spliced from 2 exons.
AUGGCAUUAUCCACAACCCUAGGAAUGAUAUCCGCGCCCUGGUUAUUACCUAGCGUAUUAUUUAUUAUUUUGGCCUGCAAAUGGAUCUAUAAUAUAUUUUUCCAUCCGUUAGCCCGCGUUCCUGGCCCCAAGAUCGCAGCCUGUACGUCACUGUGGUUAGCGUACCACACAUAUAUCGGCGAUGAGUGCACGGUUGUGUUUGACUUACACCGCAAAUACGGCCCUGUACUACGCGUCGCGCCUAACGAUGUCGACAUUGCCCAUGGGGAUGCCAUCGAGCCGAUUUAUCUAGCUCGCGGCGGCUUCGCGAAAUCUCCAGUAUACUCAAAGUUCGACAUUGACGGCCACGCCACGAUUUUCUCAACACUGACACUCCCCGAACGAGCGGAUAGGGCUAAGUCCGUCGCACCACUCUUUUCAACCGCGUCACUUCGGCAGUCGGACCACGUCUUGUCGGGGGUUUUCGAUGACUUCGUAGCCCGGUUGCGGCGAGAAGCUACAAAGGGAAAGCCUGUCAAUGUCCUCAACGUGUCGCGUUGCAUGGCGAUUGACGCGGUAAGCGCGUAUCUCUUCCAGCAACGUUACGGGGCUCUCGGGGAAGACUCGCGGGUAAUGUCGGUCUCCCCAUUUGUGGACGCGUACGUCGGCGUCGGCGCAUUCUUCAACCUAAUUCCCGGGAUAAUUGGAGAUCUUGUGGUGAGGAUCGCUGAGCGACUCAUGUCAACCGAAGUCACAGAGAAUGCUUUCAAGCUAAUGGACAGCUAUACCGGCCAGCUUGUCAAGGUCGCAAGGCCGAAAAGUGGAAGUUAUCAGAGCCGCUUGUUGGAAAAGCAAUCGGCCAUUCAGUCACAAAUUGAAGUGAAGGACGUCUGUUUUGCUGGGACAGACUCAACCAGUAUGAACACUGCUACAACCAUGUGGUAUCUUGCGAAAUACCCCGAAGUCUAUAAUCGUCUACAAGAGGAAGUCCAAAACGCAACCAACAAGGGCGAAGAUCCGGCUCUCUGCAGCUACCUACGCGGAACUGUCCGAGAAGGACUUCGUUUGUCGUGGGCGAACCCAAUUCGACUACCACGCACAGUACCCGCUGGAGGAUGGAACUAUCAUCAAUACAGCUUUCCUGCUGGGACAAGCGUGGGGGUUGCCUCGUUCCAGCUUCAUCAAGACAGGACUGUCUUCCCAGAACCACUGAGUUUCAUGCCUGAACGGUGGUUGAAACCUACAAAUGAGAUGCUUAACCAUUUCUUUUCGUUUGGGAAAGGCACCAGAGCCUGCAUUGCACAGAACCUGGGAACUUUGGAAGUCACAAGUGCGAUUUUGAGAGUUGUCCAAGCUGAUCUGCUUCGCGGAUCUAGAGUAGUUGGUCAUAGUGGGAUCCGUAUCAAAGAGUGGUUCAAUUCCAGAGUGGAGGGGGAAGAAAUUCUGAUCCAACUAAGCCCUGACAUUGCUACGUCUUGA